AAUAUAUGUGGAUUUUCCGCGGGAAGCAGUGUACCCUGGGUAACCUGAGUCACACGUGCAGUUCCGCCAUCUUGUACAGUUCUUUAUCAAAGUCUUCCUUCAAACUUCGAAAAGUUAUGGCUGAUAAAGGCGUCGAAUCCGGCGAAGAAGAGGAACCCACAAUAGCUGAAGAUGUCGUAGUCACCAAGUAUAAAAUGGCUGGUGAUAUGGCCAACAGAGUGCUUCUGAAAGUGAUAGAGGCUGCUGUAGCCAACACCACAGUUUUAACUCUUUGUGAGCUGGGUGACUCUCUGAUACUAGAGGAAACCAAUAAGGUUUACAAAAAAGAAAAAGAAAUGAAAAAAGGUAUUGCAUUUCCUACAUGUAUUUCAGUCAAUAACUGUGUGUGUCACUGUUCUCCUCUCAAAAGUGAGCCAGAUGUGCCCCUCUGUGAUGGAGAUUUGGUCAAAAUAGAUUUUGGUGUACAUAUUGAUGGGUUUAUAGCUGUGGUUGGACAUACUGUUGUAGUCGGAGCUUCCAAAGAAAACAAAAUCACAGGCCGCAAGGCUGAUGUUCUACAAGCUGCAUAUCUAGCAUCAGAGGUUGCACAAAGAAUGGUCAAACCAGGAAUAGAGAAUAAUGCCAUUACAGACCUUGUUCAGAAAGUUGCCGAGUCCUUUAAAUGUAAACCUAUUGAAGGUAUGUUAUCACAUCAACUUGGUAAAAAUGUCAUUGAUGGUGAGAAGGCAAUAAUCCAGAACCCUACAGAAGCUCAAAGGAAGGAGCAUACCAAGUGUGAGUUCGCUGUCCAUGAAGUAUAUGCCGUAGAUGUUCUAAUAUCGACUGGAGAUGGAAAGACCAAGGAAAAGGAGAAUAGAACCACUGUAUACAAACGGACUGCAGAAUCUUACAAUCUCAAGCUGAAAGCAUCUCGAGUGUUUUACAGUGAGGUUGUAUCCAAGUUUGGCAUGAUGCCAUUUACCCUAAGAGCAUUUGAUGAAGAACGCAAGGCAAAAAUGGGAGUUGUAGAAUGCCAGAAACACAACCUAGUGGAACCAUUCAACGUUUUAUGGGACAAAGAAGGUGAAUACGUGGCCCAGUUCAAGUUUACGCUGUUACUUAUGCCCAAUGGAAAUAUUAGAAUCACCCAAGGACCUUACGACCCUGAUCUAAUCCAGUCAGAACAUUCUAUAGAAGAUGAAAAAAUUAAGGAAAUUCUCGCACAGUCUACCAGUAGGAAAGCUCAAAAGAAAAAGAAAAAGAAGGCAUCGUCGAAGGCAUCCGAUGCAACAGUAGAAGCAAAAGAAGAUACAGAGUAGACUAAAUAAUCCAAAACAAAAAACGAAACCCAACCACCACAGAAGGCCCUGUUUAUUAGUCAACAAAAAUACACUGCGUUACUGUUGAACAACUAGUGUACUUCAUAUAUACACAGAUUCCUACAAAUAUCGCAGUAAUUUUAACCUUGAUUCAAGUUUCGAUGUGUUAUUUUUUUUAUUUCUUUCUCACGAAGUGAGUGAGUAUUCUGUCGUUUGUUGAAUUCCAAUUAGCUUCUUCAAGAUUUUUUUCCCAAAGAGAGCUCCUUCCUUCACAAAGUGAGUUUUCUUUGUCUUUUCUGUUUUGAUUAGUUUUUGGUUCGAUUUUUUGUUUGUUCGUUUUGUUUUUUGUUUUGUUUUGGAUUUUUUUCCCCCAAGAAAAGUUUGUUUUAAUUCCCAUUAGUUUCUCCCAAAGCAAGUUUAUUUCUUCAGGAAAUGGAAUGUCAUUUGUCUUUUUUCUUCAUUUUUUCCCCGAUUUUGUUUCUUUGAAUUUUGUAUAAAAUUUAUUUUUUCAAUUUCCAUUGAUUUCUCCAACAAUAGUCUCCUUUACAGUUCCUUGCGCCAUCUUGAAAGGUAGCCGUGCCUUUGCAUCGAAGCGAGACGAACGGUGAGCUUACAAUGAUAAAGACGUAAAAAACUGUCCAAUGUGUGACGACAAGGUCUCUAUCACUGCAAGGUUUCUGUUCGUCUCGCUUCGAUACAAAGGCACGGCUACCUUUGAAGAUGGCGCAGGGAACUUUUCCCUCAUAAUCCGUAUUAUUUUCUUGUAUCUUGAUAAAACUGUUACGUGCAAUCUAACAUGUAAUCGAACCUUCCUAAGGGUUUAUUUAAACGAUAUAACUUACUGGCAGUACAAAGAACUCUGGAAUCAUUAAAUACAAGACCUUCCUAAUCUA
Messenger RNA from Actinia tenebrosa (Australian red waratah sea anemone), 2191 nucleotides. RefSeq names its product proliferation-associated protein 2G4. The record is from RefSeq and is a predicted model, not a curated record. NCBI's taxonomy places the organism in Eukaryota, Metazoa, Cnidaria, Anthozoa, Actiniaria, Actiniidae.